This is a messenger RNA of Metarhizium album ARSEF 1941, 1152 nucleotides long. RefSeq lists its product as uncharacterized. Gene Ontology annotation, cellular component: nucleus. Gene Ontology annotation, biological process: regulation of cell cycle. The coding region runs from base 1 to 1152 and encodes 383 amino acids. The transcript has a single exon. NCBI's taxonomy places the organism in Eukaryota, Fungi, Ascomycota, Sordariomycetes, Hypocreales, Clavicipitaceae. The record is from RefSeq and is a predicted model, not a curated record.
AUGCCUCCAAAAGACAAAGACGCGAUCGAGGCCCUCGCGGCUCUCGUCCAAACAUCCUCCGCCCUCCUGGAUCAACUCCAAGCGGUCCUGUCCGAAACACACAAGGCUCCCGACUCGGCCACCUCCAGCUCGCCCUCACCGUCUCCCCAGCCAGACCCAAACUUCAAUGCCCUAUCGCUCGCUCACGCCUCUGCAUCCCUCAUCCGCGCCCACGGCACCAAGAUCUCGCUUCUGAUAAUCACCGAGCCCUUCGCACCGAGUGCCGUGUCAGCCGUCGUGCGGGAACUCGUCGCCGGUCCCGUCCCCGGGCUGGUCUCCGCCGCCGAAGCCUGCGUCGCGAAGCAAUACACAGGCACUGUCCGCCGGGAACUUGCCUGGCGUGCGCGGCGCGUCCUCUCCGGACUCGGCCAACUGCUACACAAGAUCCCCAACGACGGCAAGCUUGUCGCGCAAGACGAGCGGGACGCAUUUGCAAAGGGCGAAAGGGGCAGCUUGCCGGCCACGGGCCUCCUCUGGUCAGCAUGCGACAGUGUCACAGACCUUUCCAACAUGGGCGUGGCGGGCUUCUUUAUCCACAAGGUCGACCAGUGGAGGGAUAUCCUCAACGACGUCAUGGACGAGAUGAGGGAAUGGGGCGACGAAGAAGCCGACUCCGAUUCCGAUUCCGACCCCGUCCUGGACGGCCACGUCGACAACCCGUCCGACCAGCCCGGCUCCGAAUCCCUCUCCGCCCAAGCCAUGCUCGACUCCCUCGUGAACUCGCACCAGACGAUCCCCUCCUCCGACCCAGAUCGCAUCCGGCCCCGUCUCGAAUCAUCCCUCAAGCGCCUCCGCCUCGUCACCCUCCUCUACCGAGCCCUCGCCAAGCGCCGCCUCAAGAGGCUCCCAGCUUUCCCACCCGCAAACGCCGCCUCCGACGUCCCCUCCCGUCUGGACGAAAUGGCCAAACUCCUCGCCGAGCUACCCGACAGCUUUGGCGAUCUGGCGUGUGCCUUUUACGAACUGCAGCCAUCCGAGAUUGACAAGACCACGGAACGGUGCUUCCGUGACGCCUUUGCCGCCAGCGAGUUGUUCGUCAACGACUGGGACAACAAACGGGACUCGUUUUCAGAAUGGACGGAAACGUUUCAGGCCGAGAUUCAAAAGAUUUGA